AUGAGCUCGUCCAAAUCAUUGCCUAGCAGUUUUAAACAGAAUAAAAGACCUAUUUUCUAUAACAAUAGUACGAUAUCCCGAGUGACAAUCGAAGGUGGUAGCCAUAGCAGCAGUAACAGCAGUGAUCAGAUUCAAACCGCUUACAAAGACAUCUAUUCCUCUUCAUUCUCCUCCUCCAAUGUCAAGAUAUCGUCUCCUCUUACAAAGCCAGCUUGGUUCCAGCAUGAGGGAGAUGUCACUGUCCAUACCAACAGUAGUGGCACGACAAGCGAUAAGAGCUGGAUGACCCGUCGUUGGUCGACUGUAUCUGGGUCCUUGAUUGCUCGUAGAAAGAACAAGAAAACGACCGCAUCUCGCUUAUGGACCAGUCGACAAAAACGACGUACAUUUCCUCCUUCUACUGACAUAUUAAAACGAGAACGAAAGAAGUUUGCACUACCACCUGCUGUACCACCUAUCAACAAGAAGCAUCAUCGCCAAAGCCUACAAGAUAUUUUGACCACGUUUUACAAUGUAGCCAACAGCGGCAGUGGCGGCGGAUUGGGUGGUGGCAUGGAUGGCAAUGAGUCAGCGUCGACACCUACCACCACAAGCUCGUCAUCCAUGUCAAAAAGACUAGGCAGGAUUUUGAAAAAAAGGGGUAAACAGCCGUACAAUAACAAGCACAAGAAGAAGCCAAUGCUCACCAUCAACACCCAUACAAAAUACACUGAGGAUGAAUUGAAAGCAGCCAUGAUGUCCAUGUUCCAACCGCCAGCGACUAUUUCGAGCAAAUCAUCCACACCUUCCUCUCCUCUACGAUUUCCAACGCCACCCAAGCGAUUCUCGGCUUAUUAUAUCGAUAGCCAAGGUAAAUCUGGCAAGGUGGAUUACAAACACAAGAUGACAUUAUCGCACCAUGUCCUGCAAUUCAUACAGCAUGGCAUUUUUUCACCACAUGCGCCACCAUCUGAUCCAUUACCACCGCCGUCUAGCCUGGAAAAGGGAUACUACAAGGCGUACAAUAGACAGCUCUUGCUGAACACGAGCUUGUUUUUCUUUGGGUUCAUCUUCUUUCCUUGCUGGUGGGUAGGUGCAUGGCUGUAUUACAAGAGGCAACGAUCUGGUUCAAUGACAACAGAUGGCAUGGCGGAAGAUGUCUUUUAUGAGCAUGAUUUGUUUUCGAUUCGCACCAUCGUCUACUUGAAUACUGUAUUCAGUUGUCUCAGUUUUGUACUUGUAGCUGUUGUUGUAGCACUGGUGAUUUGGCUGGUAAAAUCAUAG
This is a messenger RNA of Mucor velutinosus, 1263 nucleotides long. RefSeq names its product MFS domain-containing protein. The record is from RefSeq and is a predicted model, not a curated record. The transcript has a single exon. Lineage: Eukaryota; Fungi; Mucoromycota; Mucoromycetes; Mucorales; Mucoraceae. The coding region runs from base 1 to 1263 and encodes 420 amino acids.